CUCGGGGUUAGGUUCCUCCGCAAUCCGGGACGGAACCUCAACCCUUCGUGCAUCCAUCCCGAUUCAGUGUGCUCAUCGUGAAUGAACGACCCGAUAAGUCACCCCGCUGCCGUUUGCCAUUGGGUUUGAUAUCAACGCCCCUCUGGGUCAUUCUCAUUCCUUUCACUACCUCACACACCCUCCGCCCAGCAUGAGGUCGACACUCCGGUUGCUGGCCAACGUCAAGCCGGCUCGGUACUUGGAGCCUUUCGCUCCCACCGGCUUGACCGGCCUGAACACUCACCCUAGCCCUCGUCCCACCCUGAUCUUCCUUUACACAUCGACCUUGAACAAGCUCAAGUCCUUCCCCGAGUCCUCCGUCUACCGUCAAUCCACCGAGGCAUUGACCCGCCACCGUCUGCAGAUCAUUGAGUCCACGAAGCCGCCUGGAUUUGAAGCUUGGUUGGAGCGCGUGAAGAAGACCGUCGGCAAUGAGCCUGAGCGCUUCUCUAGCCUUCUACAAGCCAACGGCACGUACGCAGGUGCUGAGCGCCUCGAUGGUAGCGACAAUGCCCGUGGAGAGGAGUGGGAUGGCGAAGCCUUGGAGGCAACCACUGAAGGUCCCGCUCGUACUCCAGCAGAAGAAGCCCGUUUCACACAGCUCUUGGAGGAGGCUUCUUCUCCUAAGAACAAUGAAUCGGACUUCCACCCUGAGGAGAAGAAGUGGGAGGCUGAGCCCGCUCUGACGGCAGAACAGAUCUCUGAAAUUGAGCAGCAAAUCGGUGCCGGUCUUAUUGAGGAAAUUAUUCAGGUCGCCGAGGGUGAACUGAAGGUUGUUGAUGAGUUGUACAAGUCGAAAGCCUGGGAGGAACUUGAGGAGAAGGCUAGACCUGGCCAGUGGUCUUACUUCGAGCGCCCCGAGUAAGUGCUCGGCAUAAUAGGGUCUUCUCAUGAAUGACAGACUUGACUUAAGAAUUCCCAUUGUUUGUAAUUAUAAGUUUACGUGUGUCCAAUCAAAACCAAUCACAAUUGCAUGAUGA
Aspergillus brunneoviolaceus CBS 621.78 is the source of this 1019-nucleotide messenger RNA. RefSeq names its product complex I NDUFA5 subunit family protein. The record is from RefSeq and is a predicted model, not a curated record. The coding region runs from base 191 to 904 and encodes 237 amino acids. The transcript has 3 exons. Gene Ontology annotation, biological process: respiratory electron transport chain. NCBI's taxonomy places the organism in Eukaryota, Fungi, Ascomycota, Eurotiomycetes, Eurotiales, Aspergillaceae.